Messenger RNA from Poeciliopsis prolifica (blackstripe livebearer), 2199 nucleotides. Its product is annotated as Galectin-related protein A-like. NCBI's taxonomy places the organism in Eukaryota, Metazoa, Chordata, Actinopteri, Cyprinodontiformes, Poeciliidae. The record is from RefSeq and is a predicted model, not a curated record. Gene Ontology annotation, molecular function: carbohydrate binding. The transcript has 4 exons. Bases 1 to 537 code for a protein of 178 amino acids.
AUGGCAACAGGCGGGAUUUGCCAGCUGGGAGGGAGAGUCAAGCGGUCCUCAGUUGGUAUCACCGCCCCGGCUUCCACACUGCAUCACGCCCCGAGUGGAAUGGAUGACCAGGACAAGAAAGACAAUGGCCAGUACACCGGCGAGAUCAAAGGCGGGAUGCGGCCUUCAAUGAAACUGGUUGUCAUGGGGAUCAUCGACAAAAAGCCCAAGAGCAUGGAGGUGACCGUGUCCUGCAAGCCUCAGGAGGAAGACGCAGAGGCGGACGUGGGUCUGCAGCUGAAGGUCAGCUUCCUGGAUAAGGCUGUCCAACGUAACGCCCGUUUGGCUGGGAAGUGGGGUCCGUGUGAAAACACACUUUCCUUCUUUCCCUUUGCACCCGGAGAAGCCUUUAAGAUGGAGAUCGUCUGUGAACACCAGCAGUUUCGCAUCUUGGUGGACGGCCAGCCUCUGUGUGGCUUCAACCACAGGGUCUCCAAGCUCGCCUCCCUCACCGCCUUAAGAGUCUUCGGGGACCUACAGCUCACCAAGGUCGCCUAACGCCGGCUUCUCGCUGACAGGAAGCUGAACUGAGGGUUCCCCCACGUCGCCGGAGGACGGGGAAGACGGGGGGUUGGGGGGGUACGCACACCGCCAUUAGCUUAGAACUCCUUUUUUCCAGUCGCCGUCAUUGGGAUGUUUCGCCAUUUUAGUUCGCCCGACAAAGUUGCACCAGCCUCGUAAUCCUAUGUUGAGACAAAGUGCCUUCGCUAAGAUUACCUGACUGGAGACUUGAAGAUGCCGACUGAACGUAGCCGCAGUCGUCUUAUGUCUUAAAUCGAAUGAGGAAUGUGCUUUGAGUUGCUGUGAAUGGUUGCGAACGUGAUCUAAGGUCUACUCUUUGGGCGAGAAAUGUUUGCGCCUUUGAAGAAAAAGCAAGUUAAGAAAUCUGGAUUAGUUUUGAUCCCUUCAGAAAAGGAGGUUUCAGAAUCUGUCUUAGACUUCUUUUGGAAUUAACCUUUAAAAACCUUUCAUUUCCUCGGGCUUUUUGGGGUUUUUAAGUUGAAAACAUAGUGAAGAUUGUUUGUGCAUGCCCUGAAAGACACAACUCUGUAUUUGAAUUUCUCUCAGUUUAUAUUGUAUUCAUAUUGUCCCACAUAGUUGCAUUCAAAAUGACGGCGCGUCAAAUAUCAUUGUUAUAAAUUCAACAUCUUAAAAUAGUCUUAUUCUAAUGAGACUAUCUCUUCCAUAUAGGGAAUGCUGCGCUUUCGAUUCCAAAACCAAAAUGAAUCAAAUUUGCUAUGAAUCUAAAAUCUCUCUUAAAAAAAAAGAGAAAAAUAGAAAAUCUUGACAGUUCAAAAUUGUGAAGCGUGACCAACACGGACUGAACGGCUUUGUUCACUUCCUGUGCUGCCAUUGAAGAACUACAACCCAACACAGGCACGCUGCAAUUGUAGAAAUUAAAUUGGAGAAAUCAAGCUUAAUGGGAGAAAUCCCAGCCAGAGUAAGGAAGGAGAUGAUAAUCCAGUGUAGAAAUGACCAGGCUCACAUGCCGGUGAACCACAGCUUCUGAGAACUGGUUCAAAUCUGUGUCGCAGUGAGCGGGAAAAGUUUUACUUUGCCUCACAAACAAGACGUUUGAUGGCAAUCCAUAAUGUUAUUCAAGAUGCUGCUUGCUAACCGGCUUGUUUCGCUUAAUUGCCUUGUUGUAAAACUUUUUGCCUCUUUCCAACCUUUUUCAUCAAAGUACACUGUUAUGAUGAAUAAUGUCUUAAAUGACCCAUUUCAUUCUGAGUUUCAGAGAUGAAUGAACUAUAACCACUCCAUCCUUAAAUAAGAGCAAAAAGUUGUUUUUUUAACAGAAUGAAUGACCUGCUGGAUUGAGCUCCACGCCUUUUAGUUCCACAGAAUUAGCAAUAUGAAUGUUAUCACCGUUUAUGUUUUUCUAACACUUCUUUUUUUUUUUUUUUCAUCUAGAGGGAAAUUCCCAUCAUUCACCUUGAUAGAUCUAGUUAGUGAUGUUGGACCGCUGCUAUCUUGAGCUCAACUGUACAGUGAGACUCGCACGAAAAUCAGCUUCGACGUCAAAAAAUCGUUCACAAAUUGUUCGGCUGAGGUUGUUUUUUCUUUUUUUUUUUUUCUUUUUCGUUUUGACACCUUCCACCGGAAUGUUUCAUAUUUUCGUACUUGAGUCACCGUAAUAAAAAUCAGAUCUGUUUGCUA